Messenger RNA from Mugil cephalus (flathead mullet), 2743 nucleotides. RefSeq names its product protocadherin gamma-A10-like. Gene Ontology annotation, biological process: homophilic cell-cell adhesion. Gene Ontology annotation, cellular component: plasma membrane. Gene Ontology annotation, molecular function: calcium ion binding. The transcript has a single exon. NCBI's taxonomy places the organism in Eukaryota, Metazoa, Chordata, Actinopteri, Mugiliformes, Mugilidae. The coding region runs from base 302 to 2743 and encodes 813 amino acids. The record is from RefSeq and is a predicted model, not a curated record.
GCAAAUAUUGAUACAAAACACUAGACGUACGGAUUGAAUUUAUGAUUAUACGAGUUUUAUAUUUUAUCCUCUAAGUGACGCUGUUGCCUGGUAAAUCAAUUUUUGCCGUGCCCUGUUGUUUCCUCCCUCGUCACUGCAUUUUACACCAGCAGAUAAUCAACGUUUCAUACGUCCUGGUGUUCGUCGAAAACAAACUGCUUUACAUUUCUCAUGCCAGUCUAGGUUAAUCUUGAAUUCAUUUUCCUGAUUCAGUUAAACUCUUGAUUUCGUUGCUCGGAUCGUUGGAAGACCCCGUUUUCAAAUGGCAUUUAAAGAUCAGCUACGACGCAGUGGUGUAAGAUGGCGAAUGCGACGGGCAGUAAAGCUGUUUGUUUUUCAGUUUAUUUUCCUUUAUCAAACGGAGGCACAGUUUCGAUAUUCCAUCCCAGAGGAGUCGAAGAAAGGGUCUCUUGUUGGCAACGUCGCGCAGGACCUUGGUUUGGACUUGAAAAGGCUUCGAUCGGGCCGGGCCCGUAUCGUGACUGGAGAAAGCAUACAGUACACCGAGCUGAAGACAGACAAAGGGACUCUAGUUGUGAAAGAGAGGAUAGAUCGAGAGCAGCUUUGUGGAGAUGUGACACCGUGCAGCUUCACAUUUGAGAUUUUAUUGGAAAACCCUAUGGAGUUGCACCCCGUGACCAUUGAAGUACUGGACGUAAACGACAACUCCCCCACUUUUCAAAACCGUCACCUGGAUUUCGAAAUAAGCGAAUCUGCUGCGCUUGGUUCUCGUUUUGUUUUAGAAAGUGCGGAUGAUGCUGAUGUUGGUGAAAAUGAUCUGCAGAACUACAUUUUAACUCCGAACGACAAUUUUGUUUUGAAACAACACGUUAAUCCGGACGGGAGUAAAUACGCUGAAAUGGUGCUACAGAAACCCUUAGACAGAGAAGAACAGCCACGCCUGUCUCUAAAACUGCUGGCUGUAGACGGUGGAAAUCCUCAAAGAUCUGGUACAGUAGAUAUUGAUGUUAAUAUUCUAGAUGCCAAUGACAAUACUCCCGUAUUUAAUCAAACGGUGUAUAAGGCCGCAGUGAUUGAAAAUGCGCCAAAGGGCACUUAUGUUAUUACCGUGAAUGCGAGCGACAAAGACAGCGGACCAUAUGGACAAGUAACAUAUUCCUUUUCAAAAUCAAAAGCGGGAAUCGCUGAACUGUUCAAUAUAGACGAGGCUACUGGAAGAAUAUAUGUGACAAAUGAAAUCGAUUUUGAAAAGGACAGGAAGAUUGAGUUUAGAGUUGAAGCUAAGGAUCAAGGAGGACUUACAGAUUCGAGCAAAAUUGAAAUUGAGAUUAUUGAUGUAAAUGAUAAUGCUCCGGUUAUUACCGUUAUGUCAUUCACUAGUCCUGUGUCAGAAGACUCUCCUGUUGGUACGACUAUUGGCAUUAUUAAUGUAAAAGAUAUCGAUUCGGGUGAAAACGGACAAAUAAGGUGCACAAUCGAAGGCAAGGGUCCUUUUAAAAUUAAAUCCAAUGUGAGAAAUUAUUACGCACUAACAACAGAUGCUGCAUUAGAUCGUGAGAAUCUGUCACAGUGCAACAUCACCGUUAUUGCCUCGGAUGCAGGCUCGCCUCCUCUCUCAAGCAGGAAAACGUUUCAUCUGAAGGUCUCGGAUGUCAAUGACAAUGCCCCAAUAUUUCCGAGAACAAUCUAUGAUGCGUUUAUUGUAGAGAAUAACUCUCCGGGUGUUUCUGUUCUAAGUGUCAAUGCUAAAGAUCUCGAUGAAAACCAGAACGCCCGGGUUUCCUACAUUUUGGAGGGGUGUGAAAUUAGUGGCUCUCCCGUAUCUGAAUAUGUUUCCGUUAAUGCCGAAAGUGGCGUUGUUCGUGCAGUUCGCUCAUUUGAUUACGAACAGAUCAAAGAACUGGUCUUUAUAGUGAAAGCUCAGGAUGGAGGCUCUCCUCCACUCAGCAGCAAUGUAACAGUGAAAAUCAUGAUCCAGGACCAGAACGACAACCCUCCUCAGGUUCUGUAUCCAGUCCAGACUGGUGGCUCUCUGGUGGCUGAGAUGGUUCCUCGUUCAGCAGAUGUGGGCUAUCUGGUGACUAAAGUGGUGGCUGUUGAUGUGGACUCUGGACAGAAUGCCUGGCUCUCCUAUAAACUACAGAAAACCACAGACAGGGCGCUGUUUGAAGUGGGCUUACAGAAUGGAGAAAUCAGAACUAUCCGCCAAGUGACUGAUAAAGAUGCUGUGAAACAAAGACUGACUGUUAUAGUGGAGGACAACGGGCAGCCCUCUCGUUCAGCUACAGUCAUUCUUAACGUGGCGGUGGCGGACAGCUUCCCUGAAGUGCUGUCGGAGUUCACUGACUUUCCACACGACAAGGAGUACAAUGAUAACCUGACUUUUUACUUAGUGUUGGCUCUGGCUGUAGUUUCCUUCCUCUUCAUCACGUGUUUAGUGGUUAUCAUAUCAGUGAAGAUCUACAGGUGGAGACAGUCUCGCAUCCUGUAUCACUCCAACCUCCCUGUGAUUCCAUAUUAUCCACCACGUUACUCAGACACUUUGGGGACAGGGACUCUCCAACACGUGUACAAUUACGAGGUGUGCAGGACGACUGACUCCAGAAAGAGUGACUGUAAGUUCGGCACAGCUGGUAGUCAGAACGUGUUGAUAAUGGACCCCAGUUCUACAGGGACGAUGCAGCGGAUGCAGAAUGAGAAGAGCAUCCUGGAUGAACCAGACUCUCCUUUAGAGGUCAGUUGA